CACAAACACAACAACAACUCACAACAAUAACAAUCACACCAAACACAUACACAAACCUUUAAUCGUUUCGUUUUAUCAUCUGAAAAAAAAAAAAAUGGUUGCAAUCUCUGAGAUUAACCCGACGGUGGAGGCUACGGCAGCGAACUGUCUGAUGCUUUUAUCAAGAGUCGGACAAAAUGGUGCGGAUCAGAAACGCGUUUUCACAUGUAAAACGUGUUUGAAAGAGUUUCAUUCGUUUCAAGCGUUGGGAGGUCACCGUGCGAGCCACAAGAAACCUAACAAUGAGAGUCUCUCUGGAUUGGUGAAGAAAGCCAAAGCUCCUUCGUCGCAUCCUUGUCCGAUAUGCGGAGUGGAGUUUCCGAUGGGACAAGCUCUAGGAGGUCACAUGAGGAGACACAGGAACGAGAGUGGCGGCGGCGCAGCGUUGGUUACACGGGCGUUAUUGCCGGAGCCGACGAUGACGACGUUGAAGAAGUCGAGCAGUGGGAAGAGGGUGGCGUGUUUGGAUCUGAGUCUGGGGAUGGUGGAGAAUUUGAAUCUCAAGUUGGAGCUUGGAAGAACAGUUUGUUAAUUUGUUUUUUUUUUUAAUGGAUAUAAUAAUUAGUUUCCUUCAUUCUCUUGAAUUUUUCCUUAAAAGUUUAGAUUUGUAUAUCUGCAGAUUUAGGAAACUUUCAUAGGGUGUAAUCUUUUCUUUCCUAGUGAAUAUAUUUACUUAGCAUUGGAGAUUAUGAUACCUUUUUUUUUUUGUUUUGCAAAAGUUACUUAAAAAGUCACAUAUUACUCACUUUGGUUUAAUUAUCAAAACUAAAUUGAGGGACAAGUGAGAGUUGCUUAACUGAGCUUUUAUCUUGAAAAGAAAUUUGUGAAUGUCAAGUUUGAACCGCAACUUAAUAAUAUUACAGCUAUUUAGAAUGUUA
Messenger RNA from Brassica oleracea var. oleracea, 917 nucleotides. Its product is annotated as zinc finger protein ZAT12-like. The transcript has a single exon. The record is from RefSeq and is a predicted model, not a curated record. Bases 95 to 571 code for a protein of 158 amino acids. NCBI's taxonomy places the organism in Eukaryota, Viridiplantae, Streptophyta, Magnoliopsida, Brassicales, Brassicaceae. Gene Ontology annotation, biological process: response to chitin; response to stress.